This is a messenger RNA of Filobasidium floriforme, 1506 nucleotides long. RefSeq lists its product as uncharacterized. Bases 231 to 1058 code for a protein of 275 amino acids. The transcript has a single exon. NCBI's taxonomy places the organism in Eukaryota, Fungi, Basidiomycota, Tremellomycetes, Filobasidiales, Filobasidiaceae. The record is from RefSeq and is a predicted model, not a curated record.
GGUACGUACUACUGGCCUUCGAACUGAAUCAUCACAGCUUAUCGAAAGCGGAUCGAUAGCCACCAAAAACUCGACAGGCCACCGGUAGUCUCCCGGUCGGGACGUUGAAGAGAAAAGCCGACGACGUGGACGAGGAGGACGACCCGGAUUUCCGAGCUCUCUCUAGCAAGCAAAGAAGGAAUAUCGACGAUGCUUAUGACAAGGCAGCGGGUGGCAGCAAGAAGCGGAAGAUGGCAGGUGGAGAUGCUGGAGGUGGAUUCGUCACCGAUGAUACCGAGGCGGGAGGGUUCCUGCCAGACGACAGCGAAAUGGGAGGAGGCGGAUUCGUAGACGACAUGAUGAUGGGAGGAGGCUUCAUGACGGAAAACGCCGAGGAGCCUAUCGCCCAGCCAACUUCGCACCUAUAUGACGUUGACGGGAUCACCCUGUCCGCCUUGCCAGACGUGAUGAACUCGCUAGGAUUGGUCUGGGAUGAAGACGUCCAGGCGGCUUUCGAGGGCGUGUGCGCUCAGACGACUACAAAUGGAGAGGUCUAUGCGACUAGACGAGACUUUCGGGCGGUCUGUGCUGCCCUGAUGGAGCCGGAGCAGGAAGACGGAGAUGCGAGGAUGAGCGAGGAUGAUGACGAGGACGAGGAUGCGUAUGCGGAGGGCAAUGCCGAAGACGCAGAGAUGGCGGACAGCGAUGCGUCCUCGCCGCUCUCUGAAGCAGACGGCGAGUUUGGUACCCCGAACGCUAAAGGCAAAGGCAGAGCAAAGGCAGGCGGCAAAGGCAAGAAGACGAAGAGCAGCAAUCAGGAUCUACGGAUGGAUCCGGCCGCUGCGCAGGUGAAGCUCUCGAGAGAGCAAAAAGAAUGGAUCACCCAGAUGUGGAACACCAUGUUCGAGAACAUACAACCUUCCAUCAUUGCUCAACACGGACCGCGGGUACUCGGAAAGGAGCAGGUUCGACGUUGGGCUGAGAUGCUGGACCAAAACUGGAGUGACGCGGAGGUGGGCAAGACGAUGAAGCUCGUAAUGUUACCGAGAGCGGUGGCUGACUAUCGGCCUCCGCUUUGACUCCAGCUCACCGAGAUGAUCGAGGUCUUUUCGACUGUACCGGGCAAGCGGGGAUUGUCCUAUGACGACUUUACCACUGUGCUUUUGCGAGCAGGUUUGGUGCAGUUUUGAACGCACACGCUAUAUAUGUGCUGCAAAUCCCGUUCCCCCUUCGGGCUCGGGCAGACCAAACCGAGAUCGCUGUCAUCAUCACCGUCAGCACAGGAAUGCUGUCCGCUCGUCAACUCCCAGAAGGAGCGGAUCUGACCAGUCUCCUGUCGAUCUUCAGCUUCGUCGGCCUGAAUCCCCUGGGAAGGGGUCGACAACGCUAAUGAAAUUCUCUGGAUCAACUUUGCAACCCGAUUCUCGUCCAACAGGAUUCUUUUCAUGUAUAGAUUUGAAGUCGAUCCACUUGAUUACCGGGCAGACCUUUGAGAGUAGCCGCUUGUACCUUUCUCAUAACCCUGUA